AGGUUUUGGUUAUUAUUAUUGGUAACGAUAUUAUUGUUGUUGUUGUUGUUGUUGCUUAGCGCUUAGCUAAACAGUUAAUACGAAUCGCUCUGCCCGCAGUAUUCAUUUCAGUUUUUGGCCUAACACUCGCAACUUUGAUGUUCCGUCCCGUCCCGGUCGAACCACUUCAACUUUUAUUCGCUUCCUCCGCCGACGCCGACGACGACGACGCCGCCAGUCGAUAAAUUCCAAAUCAUAUAAAUUGCCAGGCCGCAGUGCCGGGUCUUCAUAGAAUCCAUCGAAACUUUGUCGGUGAUUAGUGGCAGAAGUUUCCUCGAAUAUGCGCACAUUCGUUUGCCUCGCCCUGGCGACCAUUCUUCUGGUCGCCGGCUCCUCAGCAGCCACAUUUGAUCCUGCGGCUCAACUCCUGGCCGUGGAUGCCGGUGUCCAGGCACCAGUGGCAGCACGGCAAGCUCGUCAAUUUGGUGGAUUCGGCUUCGGUCCAGGAGGUGGAUUCGGCGGUGGUCCAGGAGGUGGCUUCGGAGGCGGCGGUUUCGGCGGUGGCCCAGGAGGUGGCUUCGGCGGUGGUCCAGGUGGUGGCUUCGGAGGCGGCGGCUUCGGCGGUGGUCCAGGAGGUGGCUUCGGCGGUGGUCCAGGAGGUGGCUUCGGAGGCGGCGGCUUCGGAGGCCGUCCUGGAGGUGGCUUCGGCGGCGGUUUGGACGCUAAAAGCCAACCAGCAAUCAUCUGUGACUGACUUAGCAUACUUAACCCACUAGAAAUAGAAUGUCUAAUCAAAGUGCAGUCAAGCACGUUCUAAUUAAUUUCCAAAUACAUUCGACCAUGUUCUUUGAUUCACUUAA
Drosophila eugracilis is the source of this 839-nucleotide messenger RNA. RefSeq names its product holotricin-3. Bases 320 to 733 code for a protein of 137 amino acids. Lineage: Eukaryota; Metazoa; Arthropoda; Insecta; Diptera; Drosophilidae. The transcript has a single exon. The record is from RefSeq and is a predicted model, not a curated record.